AUGUUGCAGCGUCUCAGUACGCAUCCCAAUCCAGCAACACCGGUUACACAGUCCACAUCUAUUGAUGCUGUUGCCGGCAGCAUCACUGAAUUCGUGUAUGACCUCGACACAGGAACGAUAUUUGAUUCCUGGUUCGAAAGUCUGGAAUAUGUCUUCCGGGUCCAAUUUUCGGAGGCCGAUGAUGAAUGGAAGAUGCUAUUAUUGCUCCCAAAGUUGGGAACCAAAGAACGUGGCCGUCACACAGACAUGAUCCUCUCCAAAAUUUCACGUGAUUUCACCUUCGAAGAAACAGUCCAACAACUUUCAGACACGUUUGAUAACGUCGGUCGUUUAAUCCUGAUUUGGCGUCUCAGCUCACGUCAAACAGCUGUGCAUUUAUUCCCGCGCAGUUCAUAUGCGAACCCGGCCACUUCAUUACCAUUGUCUGCACCCAUCCCGAUCGAAUCACCUCUUACCAGUGGUGGUUAUGUGACUCGUAUGCGUCGCGAACUGGUAUCCGAUCUGGUUCAGAUGAUUCGUCCCGUUGCAACCAUUACCAAGGGAGAUUUGUUACAAUCCGAUGUGGACACUCCGUUGGGUCGUUGGCAAGUGACCACGGAUUUGAUUGUUGAAGAGCUGGUGGUGGACGAAUUGGCAGCUCCGAUUUGGCUCCGGAUGAGGCGAAAAUUGCGAAAACACUGGGAAGAAGCUGCAAUCUGGUUGUAUGACCUAUCGCGGAUGGCUUUUGAGGCAUCCGCGGCUGAACGACGUCGCGUCGAGGGAGAUCAACAAGAGAAGCCAUCGACUUCCUCGUCCGGCACGCAAAACAAUCGAGCCUCGGAAACUAGACCUCGCCAUCCGUUGGGUUCCGCGCCGGUGCUCAGUCUGAACUCACUCACCUACGAUCAGCUUGUGUUAAACGCACCGAGGAGUCAUCAGUUGUUGGUACUUUGUGUUCGUGGUGGUGGAAAAGCUACAUCCCAGGAUGAACGGUUGUGUAAACGAUUCUCGCGCCUCACAGCUCAUUGCGUGAGCUCUCGUGUCCAAUGUGCACAAAUGUCCCUGGAACGUUACGGUGGUUGGCUGGCCAAAUUGUUGCAACACACUCGAGGUGGACUGCCAGUUCGUGUACGUCGGGAUCACGACGUGUCGGAGGAUUCUCACGCUCCCGGGACUAUCUUUAUCAACUUGGCCAACUGUGUGGGAACUGUGAUCGCGGUCAAUGGCGCACGAUGCUAUUUCAGUCUAUAUCAUCCGGUGAUUCAUCGAGUAGAAUCCAGUGGAGAAUCUUCGAAUUCUUCAGAUACUGCUGGCUCGGAUACAGAAGCCUGUCGACGUACACUUAAACCAGACCCAGACGCUGUUCAGGUUGCCAGAGGAGGUGAGGGUCCCCGAUUACGCCGCAGACGGAUUUUUGCACAUGCGUUUGGACUGGAUUCCGAUGAUGAUAUUGAUCCUGACAGUUUGGAUAUGUUUGAACCGUCAACCAGGAAACGGGCCUCCUCUGAAUAUGCGGAUGACAUUCUACUAGAGAGUGAACUGCUCGAUGGAUUGCCAAAUUGGCUUGAUCGUCUCUUUGAAGGUUCUUUGGCUCGGCACCAGCUUCAAGAGUGGCCAAUCAAUAUGCGUGGUGAUGAUUACUAG
Molecule: messenger RNA, 1623 nt
Organism: Echinostoma caproni
Lineage: Eukaryota; Metazoa; Platyhelminthes; Trematoda; Plagiorchiida; Echinostomatidae
Source: the annotation of a GenBank genome assembly